AGAAAAACGUCUAUGGUCCAGGAUGUAUCUACGCAUGUUCUGCCAAAUGCCGUGAUUCUAGUUGUAAUUCUACAACUGGACACUGUUACUCGUGUAUUACUGGGCUGCAUGGACAUUUCUGUGAUAAAAUGUGCCCCAACUACACGUAUGGUGACUCCUGUAGCAAAACAUGCUCAAAACAUUGUGACGAUGACGGUACCUGUGACGUGACCAAUGGAACCUGUGUCUAUGGUUGUCGGUCGGGAUUUCAAGGAGAAACUUGUGAUCUGGAAUAUACCCAAGACAAAUCAGGCGACACACCGCCAAUAGCGGCUAUAGUUGCACCCAUUGUUGCUGUGAUACUUAUAGCAUUGAUAACCAUUGCAGGAUUUGUUUUCUGGAGGAAGCGGAGGUUAAAUAAAAAUCAGAAGUCUAAUGGUGGCGAUUUAGCUGGCAAUGAACUAUCAACUCUUGCUGAAUAUAGUGGUGACGAGUCGUCUCGUCAUAAUGGCAAAUAUAAAGAAAAGCCUACUGUUGUAGUAAAUGCCUACAAAAAUGACGAUGUUGAUCUUGACAAGAGAUACAUUAACGUAACAACAUUAAACGAUUUCAUGGAGUCUCAAACUAGACACUAUUUUGUAGAGGAAUUUAAGAAAAUCCCAGCGCCAUCAAAUGUGACAACAAAUGUGGGCCAGAAUGAAUCAAAUAAACACAAAAACAGAUACAAGAACAUCUGCACUUACGACCACUCACGUGUCCACCUAGAGGUCAACGCCAGCAAGAAUGAAGGCGACUACAUCAACGCUUCCUACGUUGAGGGAUACAACAAUGAGGAGAAAUUCAUAGCUUCUCAAGGUCCAAAUGAAGUAAUCACCAACGACUUUGUGCGAAUGUUGUGGGAACAAAAGGUUGAUAAAGUUGUGAUGUUGACAAACCUAAUCGAAGAGGGGAAGGAAAAAUGUGUGAGGUACUGGCCGUUAGAAGGUACAGUCACCUUCGGCGACAUCAAGGUAAAAUUGGCUGCCACACACGUCUUUGCUGAGUACACCAUUCGGAAGCUGGAGCUUCGUAAGAAAAACGAAGUAGGUCAUCACUUUACACAAUUCCACUUCACAUCGUGGCCAGACAAAGGUGUGCCUCUAACACCGUGGGGACUUGUGGACUUUGAACAGAGGGUGGCGUUAGGGAGUACAUCAAGGCCUAUUGUUGUCCACUGCAGCGCUGGUGUAGGACGUACUGGAACCUUCAUCGCUCUACGUAAUGUGAUGAGAGAAGCUGAAGAAACGGGGCGGAUAAAUUGUUUUAAAACAGUGGCCAAACUCAGACAAGACAGGGUUCUGAUGGUUCAAACAGCGGAGCAAUAUGAGUUUCUACAUAAAGCUGCGCAAGUUGCUAUCGUCUGCAUGAGAACAACUGUUAGCUCAAAUGAUAUUUUGACACGGUUGAAAUACCUGGAAGAAAUGACAAUUUCUAAAAUCAGCAAUAUGGAGAAGGAAUUCCAGACAGUUUCUCGUCUUAGUGAAGAGUUUAAUAAAAAUGAAAGCAACAAAACUUCAAAGGAUGCUGAAUCAAAUGUAUAUCAAAACAAUAACACCUCUACUAAAGACGACAAAAACAGAAGUUCUUUAGUUAUUCCAAGUAAGCUGUACGGCGCUGUUCUGUCUUGUGAAUCAAACAGUUUUAACCACUAUAUUAAUGCUGUACUUGUACCGAGUUUCACAAGCCGAGAGAACCAGAUACUAACACAGUUCCCAAUGCCAAACACAGUCACAGAUUUCUGGAGAUUGGUGGCACAGUACAAUGUAAAACUUGUCGUGGCCUUUCAAACAAAAUCAGAUGAUCAAGACGAGACAAUAGGAGAAUAUCUGCCCCAGAGCACCACUACACCUUUAGACUGUGGACCAUAUGAAAUACACACAGGCCCUGUCAAGUCUGAGAGUUUAUGGGAGGAACAAAACAUUACAGUAAAGGCGAACAUAAAAGCCAUGGAUUUUCAACCUCUAAAUGUAACCAGUGAAACCCAAGUGACCCACAUCGCGAGUAAAAGCACAGACCUGAAUCCCAAGAAUCUUCUCAAACUUCUCAAACACACAAGGUCAAAUAAUGUACAGGCACAGGGGAGAGUACUCUACAUGUGCAGAAACGGAGCUGAGUACAGCGGCCUGGCCUGUGUGUUGAGUCUUCUACUUGACCGAAUGGACCAUGACCAAAGUUUAACAGUUCCACUUGUUGUUGGUGCCAUCAAAUGUAUCAGACCACAGGUCAUUCCGUCUCUGGAUCAGUACAGGUGUCUGUAUCAAGUUCUACAACGAUACAGUGAGCUGAAUACGCCUUACAGCAACUAUGAAACGCCUCUCAUACCAACACACCAGAACAUAUGGACACAACAAGAGAAAUCAGUAGCAGAAAACGUUUAUGAAAACAGUUAAUUUAUACUUGAACAUAAUGAUGAACUAUACAAGUUUGGUCUGAAGAGUGUAUUGAGCGCCGACUCCAUACCUACACAUUUGGUCCAAAGAGAACUGAGAGAUAAAUAUGAAACCUUUAGGGAGAGAUAAUUUUCAUGUGUAUAAAAUAAAUAUUGAUGAACUUUUUUUAAAACUUUCUCGUAUAUACGAAGUAGGCCUAUAUAGAAAGUAUUGUAAUCGUGGAAAAAAAUCGAGAUUUUACAAAUCUCGACGUUUUACACCUCCCUGAGUCGGAAAAACAUAGUUUUGCAAUCUUAUCCGUAUGUCUGUGUGUGUGUGUGUGUGUAAACACGAUAACUUGAGUACCGUUACAGCUAGGUAUAUAAGUAUUAUAUCAAAAUCGUAGAUCCGUUUCAACUUUUGAGUGAUUUCUGAUAACCGGAAGUGGAACUUUUUCUACUUGGAGUUUUUCAAAAGCCUAUAACUUGAGUACUAUUUCAGAUACAUAUAUGAAAUUUCACAUGUAAGUAAAAGAUCUAAUUUUCUGUUUUCUGCCUUCUGUCAAAUUUUAACUAAUUUCCGUUGACCGGAAAUAGUAAUUUUCACUCAUUCCGAUUUCUCAAAAAAACGCAUGUGAAUUUAUAAAGUACUAAUAAUAUUCUUCACUAAUAUACACAUCUUUAUUCGGCGUUUGCUUGGUGCGCAAUUCUUUUUUCUAUGAGAUUCUAUUCUAUUUUAAACAGUUUAAGUAUUUAAAAUGGAUUAGAAACCAUAACGAUAUCCCGAGUUCGCUCCCCUGUUGUUUUAUAUAAGAAUAUUCGAGAAAGUUUAUAGGAGAUCACUCCCGGUUUAUUUUGUUAGAAUCUGAUCUAAAAUUUGCUUUAUGAUGUGCUUAGUUAUUUUUAUUUCAGUUUUACAUCGCAUAGUUUGCUUAUCAUUGCAUUUUUAUAUGCUACAUAGUAAUGCAUGUUUUAAAACAAUUUCAGAAUGAGCUUAAUUUGUUUAAAUUAUUAUUUUUAUUAUUUAAUAUAAAAUGUAAUAAUAAAAAAUCGAGUGACA
Molecule: messenger RNA, 3446 nt
Organism: Physella acuta
Lineage: Eukaryota; Metazoa; Mollusca; Gastropoda; Physidae
Product: receptor-type tyrosine-protein phosphatase alpha
Biological process (GO): protein dephosphorylation
Molecular function (GO): protein tyrosine phosphatase activity
Source: RefSeq, a predicted model, not a curated record